Messenger RNA from Metarhizium album ARSEF 1941, 462 nucleotides. RefSeq lists its product as uncharacterized. Bases 1 to 462 code for a protein of 153 amino acids. The transcript has a single exon. The record is from RefSeq and is a predicted model, not a curated record. Lineage: Eukaryota; Fungi; Ascomycota; Sordariomycetes; Hypocreales; Clavicipitaceae.
AUGCCCCGCAAAGCCAAAGCUGCCGCUGCCGCCGGCGGCGAAGGAGAGUCACCCACGGGCCUCACAGAAGGCGAACUGCGCUUCGUCAAAGCCGUCUUCGACAACAUGACGCAGAAGCCCGACGCAGACUGGGACAAGGUCGCUGCCGACCUGGGACUCAAGGACGCAAAGUGUGCCAAGGAGCGUUUCCGUCAAAUGUCUGUCCGUCACGGCUGGCGCGAGCAACCGGCCUCUGGCAAUCCCAGCCCCCGCAAGCCUGGCAAGAACGGUGCCACGGGACCGUCUGGAGAUGGCAAGGUGACCAAGCGGGCUCCAAGGACCCCUAGGAAGUUGAAGAAGGAAGAGGCCUCGGAGGAAGCUGGGGAGGAUGAUGAGGUUGAUCUUAUUGAGGGCGGGGACGAUGGCGACGUCAAGAUGGAGGCCGAGCAGGAAGCCGAGGUUGAACAACGAGACGAGAUUUGA